CUUCUUUCUCGGUUUGGUAACUUUGGUUCUAUCAUCUAUGGGCAAUUUUCUUUUUACAUUUGUUCUCAGUUUAAGGUUGUGAUAUGAUAUUUCUUAGGCUUUGAUUUGUUUCCAUCAAUUGUUGGUGCCAUUCAUUUGAUAACUGAUUUGGGUAGUUAUUGGUGAUCCUUAAAGUUAUGAGUUGUUGUUUCUUAUUUAGUCGAAAGCUUCAUUCAUCACGUACACCAGCACCCGAGUUUCAAGAAGAGUUCUCGGGUAUUGAAAAUGUGACCUUCUUUUCCUACAACGAGCUAGCAGAAGCUACUGAUGAUUUUAGUUCUAGAAAUAAAAUUGGGGAAGGUGGAUUUGGUUCGGUUUAUAAGGGAACACUUAAAAAUGGAGAGAUGGCAGCAAUAAAGGUUCUUUCUGCAAAAUCGGUACAGGGAGUACGCGAGUUUUUGACCGAGAUUAAAGUAAUUUCGGAUAUAGAUCACGAAAAUUUAGUUAAGCUAUACGGGUGUUGUGUGGAAGGCAGUCAGAGAAUUCUGGUAUACAACUAUCUCGAGAACAACAGUCUUGCACUAACCCUUCUCGGUACGAGAUGGAGCGGUGUUCAGUUUAGCUGGAAAACGCGGACUAAAAUCUGCAUCGGAGUUGCAAAGGGGCUAGCCUAUCUUCACGAACAAGUAAACGUUGUCCACCGAGAUAUCAAGGCAAGUAAUAUUCUCCUCGACAAAGAUUUGAUGCCGAAGAUUUCAGACUUUGGCCUAGCGAAGCUUGUUCCGCCUGAUAUGACUCAUGUCAGUACUCGUGUUGCGGGAACUUUAGGUUACUUGGCACCCGAGUAUGCAGUACGAGGCCAAUUGACAUAUAAAGCGGAUAUUUAUAGUUUCGGGGUUCUUUUGAUGGAAAUUAUAUGUGGAAGAUGCAACACAAACACUCGGUUACCCGUUGGAGAACAAUACCUCCUUGAAAAGACAUGGCGAUUAUACGAGAGAGGGGAGAUGGAAUUGCUCGUGGACAGUUUGCUGGAUGGAGAAUUUGAUGCAGAAGAAGCCUGCAGAUAUUUGAAAGUCGGGCUACUCUGCACUCAAGACGCCCCGAAGCUUCGACCUUCCAUGUCAACCAUCGUCAAGAUGCUAAUUGGUGAGGCGGAGAUCGAUGGCUACAACGUAACGAAACCGGGACUAAUCUCCGACUUCUUGGACCUCAAGAUUAAAAACGCCCCGAGGUCUAACCCGGGAAAGAUAGAUGCUGCAUACAACCAACCACCAUCCUCGAGCUCCGACAAUUCGACGUUGCCAUCUGAAUCGCCUUCUUCUCAGGUUACUACCUUCACUACCAUCGCAAAGUAUGAUAGUACUUUAUGCUAACUUUGUUGAUACCAUUUAAUUCUUCCCUUUCUGAGAGCGUUUGGUUCACAAAAUGUGAGAUUACCUUAGUGGUAUUUUGAGUUGUUACUAAAAGUGGUAUCAACUUUGGUGUUUUAGUUCACUACAAGUUUUUUGUUUGUAAAUUUUAAUGAUGUUUUCUUAAAUUCUCCUUUCUUUACUAUGCUUUGUUUGGUACAUGGAAAUUAGAUAGCUUAGAAUUGUGGCUUCGGUUAGUCUUCAACUUUUCUUGUGGUUGAUUAGAAAUUGAUGUUAUAUUUGAUUUGAUUUUUGUUUUG
Molecule: messenger RNA, 1648 nt
Organism: Ipomoea nil (Japanese morning glory)
Lineage: Eukaryota; Viridiplantae; Streptophyta; Magnoliopsida; Solanales; Convolvulaceae
Product: putative serine/threonine-protein kinase
Exons: 7
Coding region: 177-1352 (391 amino acids)
Biological process (GO): protein phosphorylation
Molecular function (GO): protein kinase activity; ATP binding
Source: RefSeq, a predicted model, not a curated record